Messenger RNA from Acanthosepion pharaonis, 825 nucleotides. The record is from the annotation of a GenBank genome assembly. Lineage: Eukaryota; Metazoa; Mollusca; Cephalopoda; Sepiida; Sepiidae.
AUGCUCAGUUUUCGUGUCGUCUCCUCUGAUAAGUUUUUGAAAGUUAUCCUUUUACCUACUUUUAAAUCUAUCUAUCUAUCUAUCUAUCUAUCUAUCUAUCUAUCUAUCUAUCUAUCUAUCUAUAUAUAUAUAUAUAAUUCUUCUUCUUUAAUAUUCCUACCCCUUUCCUUUUUUUUCUCUUUCUUUCUUCUUUUAUUUCUAAUUCUUGCUUUCAUUCUGGCGUUCAUUUUUCUUUCAUUGUUUCUUUCAAUUUCAAUUUUUGUUCUUUCAUUAAGACGUGUUAUUGUGUUUAAUUUGUUUUUCAUUCAUACUUUGUUUUCUUAUUUUCUUUUGAACUUGCUGCUCUUUCUUUUAUUUUGUCGUUUAUUUUAUUUCAUUCAUUCUCAUUCUUACUUUCAUUUUAUUGAUCAUAUCUCUUUCAUUCUUUUUUCUUUCUUUUUCCCAUUUCGUUUUUUUCUGACAUUAUGCCUUUUAUUUCUAUUUCAUUCAUUCAUUUAUUUAAUUGCCCUUUCAUUCCUUCACCUACUUAUUAUUUUGGUACACUUACUAUUCUCUUGUUUAUAUUUUUUUUUUAUUGAUUGGCUAUAUUUAUUUGUUUCUUUUGUUUGUUACGGCGACGAAACAUCUUCCUUCCUUAACUUCCUUCCUUUCUGCUUGUUUCUCUCUAUCUAUCUAUCUAUCUAUCUAUCUAUCUAUCUAUCUAUCUAUCUAUCUAUUAAUACUUGUCUAUCUUGGGCAUCUCAAUAUGCUUGUCUCUCAUUGCAUAUCUAUAAUAUUUACAACGGUCUGUUCAAAUAUAUCUUCCUAUUUCAGGGUGUUAUCUAG